AUGUUUGCCGAUAUUUAUCAUAGGCUUUCGUCACCGCCCAUCAUGGCGGACAGCCUCUCACCAGAAUGUACACCCCUCAAGUCAAAGUACGAUACAUGCUUCAACGCCUGGUUCGAAGGUUAUCUUGAGCCAGCAGUGGGAGUCUCGUCCUCGGAGCGCUCAGCGUACUCCAAACAAAAGGCUGAUGAGUUUGAGGCGAAGUGCGGGAAGGUUUGGGAGCAAUAUCGGGCGUGUGUCCAGAAAGCCGUGAUGGAAAAGGGGUUGGGGAAGCUCUUAGAGCAAGCACGCGAGGAAAACCCUCUGAGGGAGCCCCCUGUUGUCCAGUCAUCUAAAAGGACGUCGUGA
Messenger RNA from Laccaria bicolor S238N-H82, 345 nucleotides. RefSeq lists its product as uncharacterized. The transcript is spliced from 2 exons. The record is from RefSeq and is a predicted model, not a curated record. Bases 1 to 345 code for a protein of 114 amino acids. NCBI's taxonomy places the organism in Eukaryota, Fungi, Basidiomycota, Agaricomycetes, Agaricales, Hydnangiaceae.